AUGGGUGGCAUUCGAAAGGUUUCCCACCCUAAUCGACACAGUAACUUUCGACGUCGGUUGGAGCGUGCUUUAUCGUUGUCACCUUCCGAUUCUGAGAGUGCACAAAGCCCAUCGCGAUCGGCAGAAGGUGACACCACAGAAGAUGAGUCUCUUCAGGAGGAAAUUCGCUUCUCCGGUCUCCAACGAGGGACAAACCUGGUGAACAGCAUCCCGCAAGAUGCUGCUGAAGACUGGAUAGAGGAAGAUAAGCUUGGUGAAAAGCUGGAUGUCCCGAAAGAGGAAGAAAAUAUGGAGAGUCGUGCCAUGAUCGCCUUCCAGUGCAUCGCAGAACUACGACACCUCUAA
Penicillium odoratum is the source of this 345-nucleotide messenger RNA. RefSeq lists its product as uncharacterized. NCBI's taxonomy places the organism in Eukaryota, Fungi, Ascomycota, Eurotiomycetes, Eurotiales, Aspergillaceae. Bases 1 to 345 code for a protein of 114 amino acids. The record is from RefSeq and is a predicted model, not a curated record. The transcript is spliced from 2 exons.